AGAAGAAGGCAGGGAGUAUCAAUGACAUCAACCAGCAGUAUCUGAGGCCGCCCCGACCUGCUAGCAAUGCUCUCCCGACAAACGGGCUGAGGAGCAGCCGUGACCCAAGCAGCACGGAGGUGAGGGGCAGAAACGCCGGUGAUGUGUGCAUGCAUCCCCCGCCAAGGCAGACCUUUCUCUGGAUUACAUUCAUCCCCGUUGUUUCCCGAGGAGAGGACGCUUCCAGCUGCAAAUCCACCCACAUGAAUCUAGCAGACAGUAAGGAAGACGGAGCACUUCCUAGCAAGAGUGCUUACCCCUGUUGAGUGUCAUCCUACUCGAAUACCCGUCAUCUCCAUCCAACCCACGGUGGUGCCAUGCCUCUGCCCAGGACAGGUGGAGUCCUGUCCAGGAGGCCUAUCCAGGGGCUCCGCCUCAGCCCUCCUCCUCUCUGUCUGCUGUUGCCAUUAAUUAUCUUGAUAACCAACCCACUGAGCAGUGUACAUGGAGGACUAGCCCCCCCAAAGUUCACCAAGAUUCCCACAGACCAGAUCGGAGUGUCAGGGGGUGUGGCAUCGUUUGUGUGCCAGGCCUCUGGAAACCCCAAGCCGGUUGUCUACUGGAACAAGAAGGGCAAGAAGGUCAAUUCCCAGCGUAUCGAGACCGUAGAGUUUGAUGAUGGUGCAGGUGCUGUGCUGAGGAUCCAACCACUCAGAGCACCCCGAGAUGAGAACACCUACGAGUGUGUGGCACGGAACAGUGAGGGAGAAGUGUCCGUCACUGCAAAGCUGGCCAUUAUACGAGAGGACCUGCUGCCGUUUGGCUUCCCCAGCAUAGACAUGGGUCCCCAGCUGAAGGUGGUGGAGCGGACAAGGACGGCCACCAUGCUGUGCGCUGCCAGCGGCAUCCCAGACCCAGAGAUCUCCUGGUUUAAAGACUUCCUUCCCGUGGACCCCGGCUCCAGCCAGGGUCGCAUCAAACAGCUCCGAUCAGGAGCGCUGCAGAUAGAGAACAGCGAGGAAACCGACCAAGGGAAGUACGAGUGUGUGGCCACCAACUCCCAAGGCGUGCGCUACUCCUCCCCUGCCAACCUCUACGUGCGAGGAGCGACAGACACAUUGCGCCGUGUGCCCCCUCGUUUCUCAAUCCUCCCCUCCAACCACGAGAUCAUGCCAGGAGGAAGCGUGAAUAUCACCUGCGUGGCUGUGGGUUCGCCCAUGCCCUACGUCAAGUGGAUGCUGGGAAGCGAGGACCUCACCCCGGAGGAUGAAAUGCCAAUCGGAAGGAAUGUUCUAGAGUUAAAGGGUGUCCGGGAGUCUGCAAACUACACCUGCAUGGCCAUGAGCAGCCUGGGUAUCAUCGAGGCCACCGCUCAGGUCUUAGUAAAGACUUUGCCAAAGCCUCCCGGCACACCCAUAGUCACAGAAACCACCGCCACCAGUGUGACCAUCACCUGGGACUCCGGCAACCCGGACCCCGUCUCCUAUUACAUCAUCCAGUACCGAGCCAAAGGGCCAGACAGCAAGUACGAGACAGUAGACAGCAUCACCACCACCCGCUACAGCAUCGGGGGGCUGUACCCCAACACCGAGUACGAGAUCAGAGUGUCCGCCUUUAAUAGCAUCGGCCAGGGGCCUCCAUCUACACGAGUGGAGGCCCGCACAGGGGAGCAAGCACCUGCAAGUCCACCCCGAAACGUCCAGGCCCACAUCAUUUCUCAGAACACAGUGAUGGUCCGCUGGGAGGAGCCAGAGGAGCCCAAUGGACAGGUGAAAGGCUACCGCGUGUACUACACCAUGGACCCAUCACGGCCCAUGAAUGAGUGGCAGAUCCACAACGUCCAGGACAGCGUGAUCACCACCAUCCAGAACCUGGUGACCUCAGAGACCUACACCAUCCAGGUCUUAGCCUUCACGUCUGUGGGGGACGGCCCCUUCUCAGACCCCGUCCAUGUUAAAGUCAUGCCUGGAGUUCCAGGCCAGCCCGGGAAGUUUAAGGUGGGGAGGGUGACAGACACCAGCAUAGAGCUGACCUGGGAGCCUGCUUACACCAAGGAGGGAAUCGUCAACUAUGAGCUGCUCUAUAAACCUGUCAAGUUUGGCAGUUUGGAGAAGCUGACCUUUGCGCCAAAGAAUUCUUACACGGUGGAGGGCCUGAAAGCCAACACGGAGUACUCCUUCUCUCUGGCCGCCAUCUCCAGCAAAGGCAUCGGCGCAUUCACCAAUGAACUGGUGCAGAGGACAUCACAAGCCAAGCCCUCAGCCCCACCCGAGGGUGUGUCCUGCGAGAGUGCCAGCUCCACCUCGCUGAGAGUAAGUUGGAGGCCGCCUCCAAAGGAGGGCCUGAAUGGCGAGUUGGCAGGUUAUGAGCUGAGAUACCAAAGAAUUUCUAGGGCGGGCGGAGGAGGAGGAGGAGGGCAGGGCCUGGAGGUGAAGGGGCUUCCUAUCCUGGCCCAGCAGGUGGAGACAGUAAUAGAGGGGCUGGAGAAAUGGAACUGGUACAACGUCACUAUGGCAGCUACAACCACAGAGGGGACUGGACCUGACAGCCCGGCUGCUCUCUGCAGAACUGAUGAAGACGUUCCUGGAGCAGCCCCUCGCCAAGUAGACGUCCAGCCCCUCAACUCCUCAGCGCUCCGAGUCACCUGGAGAUCAGUGUUGCCACGGUUACGGCAGGGCCAGAUCCGUGGCUACCAGGUGCACUUCGCCCAAUCGGAAAGCGGUGAAUCACGAACCCUUCCCCGCAUCAAAGACCUCUUAUUGGAUGAGUCCCAGAUGGAGGAGGAUGACUCAACCCAAUAUGAGCUGAUUUUGGGAGGUCUGAGAGCAGACACUCUGUACACUGUGUCGGUGGCAGCGUACACCACCAAAGGGGAUGGAGCGCACUGUAAAGCCAAGCUGGUGCAGACCCAGGGGAUCUUACCCGGCCCCCCUUCCUUUUGGGUGCGUCCAGUAUCAGGUCCAUCAGUGGAUGUGCAUUGGGCUCCUCCACUGGAAUGCUCUGAGUCAGGCUCAGAUAGCCGAGGGCCCCCAGUGGAAAUCCUGGGCUACCGCCUACAGUUUGACCUAAAGAAUACCACUUUAGACACAACAGUGGAUUUCACAAGUCGGGAGAGAAACUUCACUGCCAAUAACCUCUCCCAGGGCUCCACUUACGUCUUUGUCCUCUCUGCGAGGAGCCGAGCAGGCUACGGAGAUGAAGUGCGGAAGGAAAUAACAAUCCCCUUGUUCCCACCCUUGGGACACCCCAAAUUAUCUAGUUAUGUUAAUGUCACCUGCUGCUCCAUCCAGUUCUCGUGGCUUCCCCCACAUCCUGAGGAAUGUAAUGGUGUCCUCACAGAGUACACUAUUGCGUAUAAAGAAGCCCCAGGCCCCAAUCCCUCUAGUGACCCUGGCCUUUAUUUCUUACCCACUCCCACUGCUCCCCCAUGGCUGAUCAUGAUACCGCCGAGCGAAUCCAGCUACACCAUCCUGGGCCUCAAUCACAGCACAGCCUACGAGGUGCAGCUCAGAGCCCACAACGUGGCAGGGCCAGGCCCCUUCAGCCCACCUCUGGUGAGCCAAACCCUGGCCUUUGAAACAGAUGUGCCAAGGAAUUUUUCAGUCAAUCUGGCCACAAAGACAAGUGUUCUUCUGACUUGGGAGUUCCCAGAGAGCAGCAACCCCUACCGCUUCACCGUGGAGUAUAACCGACUGAAGGUGGAGGUAGACGCUCGUCUGAAAAAGGCAGUCAUCACAAACCUUGCGCCCGACACCAGCUACGACUUCAAGAUCACUGCUCCGGAGGGCAACAUGGGGGGCCUUCGCCACCGCAUCUCAGCAAAGACCUCCCCACCCAUCACCAUACGCCGCCCGGAGAUAGACCACACCCGUGACACCGAGACCACAGUCACCAUCAUCCUGCCAUCGCUGGAGAGUCGCAGUCCUGUCAAGAAUGUCUAUGUUGUUGUGGUUCCGCUAAGGAGAGCCCGCGGCGUCAUCAGACACCUCAAGAGCCCAGAUGAGAUGGACCUAGAGGAGCUGUUAAAAGACAUCAGUCAAAGGCAGAGGGAUACGCGGCAGCAGAAGCAGGUGGACCUGCGCCGAGCUUACAUCACAGCCCGUUUCACACCUGCCACUCUUCCUGCCUUCUUCACCCUGGGAGACCAGCUGGACUACGGUGGCUUUGAGAAUCGAGCGCUAGACCCAGGGCAGGAGUACGUCUUCUUCAUCCUGGCCGAGCUCAACUCCACAACCGGGAAAAUGUACGUGGCCAGUCCUUACACAGACCCAGUGAUUGCCCCCGACUCAGACCCUCAGCCCCUGGACGCAGGGGACGGUCUGAUCUGGGUGGUCGGACCCGUCCUGGCUGUGGUCUUCAUCAUCUGCAUUGUAAUCGCUAUCCUGCUGUACAAAAACAGCAAACCUGACAGCAAACGCAAGGACUCUGAACCGGGGACCAAGAGCCUUUUGAGCAACGCUGAGAUGAUGGCCCAUCACCCGACAGACCCUGUUGAGAUGAGACGCAUCAACUUCCAGACUCCCGGAAUGAUGAGCCACCCUCCGAUCCCCAUCAGCGAGCUGUCCGAGCACAUUGAGCUGCUGAAAGCCAACGACAACCUGAGACUGUCCCAGGAGUAUGAGUCCAUCGACCCCAGUCAGCAGUUCACCUGGGAGCAUUCAAACCUGGAGGUCAACAAACCCAAAAACCGCUACGCCAACGUCAUUGCAUACGACCACACCAGAGUCAUCCUGGCUCCCAUAGAAGGUAUCCAGGGGAGCGACUACAUCAAUGCCAACUACAUUGAUGGCUACAGGAAGCAGAAUGCCUACAUUGCUACACAGGGCCCGCUGGCUGAGACGUUUGGAGAUUUUUGGAGGAUGGUGUGGGAGCAGCGAGCCGCUUCGGUGGUCAUGAUGACCCGUCUAGAAGAGAAAUCAAGGAUAAAAUGUGAUCAAUACUGGCCGAGUCGUGGCACAGAGACUUACGGGAUGAUCCAAGUCACCCUGCUGGACACAAUGGAGCUGGCCACUUUCUGUGUUCGCACUCUUUCCCUGCACAAGAGUGGCAGCAGUGAACGGAGAGAAGUGCGUCAGUUCCAGUUUACAGCCUGGCCUGAUCACGGUGUGCCAGAGUAUCCAACCCCCUUCCUCAACUUCCUACGCAGGGUCAAAGCCUGCAAUCCUCCUGAUGCUGGACCUAUCAUCGCUCACUGCAGUGCUGGUGUCGGUCGCACCGGCUGCUUCAUCGUCAUCGACGCUAUGCUCGAGCGCAUCCGACAUGAGCGCACUGUGGACAUCUAUGGUCAUGUGACCUUGAUGCGCUCACAGAGGAACUACAUGGUGCAGACAGAGGACCAAUACAGCUUCAUCCACGAGUCUCUGCUGGAGGCCGUCGCCUGUGGAAACACCGAGGUGGCCGCCAGGAGUCUGUACUCAUACAUGCAGAAGCUUUCCAAGGUGGAGAGUGGGGAGCACGUGAUCGGCAUGGAGCUGGAGUUCAAGCGACUGGCGAACACCAAAGCCCACACGUCCCGAUUUGUCACAGCCAACCUGCCAUGCAACAAAUUCAAGAACCGACUGGUAAACAUCAUGCCCUAUGAGACCACCCGCGUCUGUCUGCAGCCAAUCAGAGGCCUGGAGGGCUCUGACUACAUCAACGCCAGUUACAUAGAUGGGUACAGGCAGCAGAGAGGCUACAUUGCCACCCAAGGUCCACUGGCUGAGACCACAGAGGAUUUCUGGAGGAUGCUGUGGGAGCACAACUCUACUAUAGUCGUCAUGCUGACUAAACUGAGGGAAAUGGGACGGGAAAAGUGUCACCAGUACUGGCCUGCUGAGCGCUCAGCCAGAUACCAGUACUUUGUGGUGGACCCCAUGGCUGAGUACAACAUGCCUCAGUAUAUCCUGCGGGAGUUUAAGGUUACCGAUGCCAGGGACGGCCAGUCACGGACAGUGCGUCAGUUCCAGUUCACAGAUUGGCCGGAGCAAGGUGUUCCUAAAUCUGGGGAGGGCUUCAUUGAUUUCAUCGGCCAGGUGCACAAAACUAAGGAGCAGUUUGGCCAGGACGGACCAAUCAGCGUUCACUGCAGUGCUGGCGUGGGGCGGACAGGUGUCUUCAUCACUCUGAGUAUUGUCCUGGAGAGGAUGCGUUACGAGGGGGCGGUGGACAUCUUCCAGACUGUCAAAAUGCUGCGCACACAGAGACCAGCCAUGGUGCAGACUGAGGAUGAGUACCAGUUCUGCUACCAGGCGGCUCUGGAGUACCUGGGUAGCUUUGACCACUAUGCAACGUAAGUGAAGAGACAACCAUCCAUCCAUCUUUUUGCCUCGAGGUCAACAAACAAACCAACGAGUGAAACACAGAGAGGAAGACGACCUGAAAUAAGAACGUGAACAUUGAAGCUUAUUCUUUUCCCGGGUUGCGAGGCUCUAAGAUGAAAUCAACACCAACAAGGACACAAAAAGCAACAACUAAAAACAGCAACAAGAAAAAUCUGUGUGUAACAGCAGCCACACUCAUCAGAGGGGGAGCUGGUGUGUCUGGAGACUGUCCAUGUGUAAUCCAUAUACUUACCUCAGUGUUCCAGUGUGAAGGACGUAUAAUACAUGUGUGUUGUGGUCAGCUAUCUCCAAUAUGAACCAGUGAAUUACAAACGGCUUCUGAACAGGAAUUAUGAUACUAUAUGUGUAUAAAAGAAAAAAAAACACAAAAAAACAAACAAAAAAGAAAACACAAAGAGCCUGGAUAUUUGCUGCACCCUAAAUGGGCUUUUUAUCCUCAACUUUGUAUCUAUUGGUUUGGUGUACUAAGGGGGUUACAAAGUGCAAAGGUGAACAUUUCUAUGUAUUCGUGAGUCUAUUUCAAAGGUGUCUACUGCCUCUACAGGUAGUUCUGAUUCUAUUUAAAGCAUUAUUAGGUCAUGCCUUGGCAGAAGCCUACAGCGCGGACUCACCACACCCUGAGGACUGCUGGAGAAGCAUGUGGAUGCUCAUUUACCCGAUGCACAGUGCCAAGAGAAACCAUACAGAACACAAACUGUGGCCUACAAGGAGAAACAGCGCCCCUCUUUAAUCCAGCAGAGUCAGGCUCUUACUAGCACUGGCUAAGGAUAAGUCCACACCCCCAAACUGUGUCCUCAGCUGGCCUCAGAGCAGUGAUAACACCUCAUCGUGUCCUCAACUGGGCUGAGAUUUGUAGUCCAGUGCAUUCUUCAUUCAACAAAGCUUGCUUGCUAUUUGCUGUAGUUCCUUGUUCAUCCUCCGGCUCCUCUUGAUGUCAGCCCCAUUGUGUCAGUUCAGCAUUAGUGGCUUAUUGAAGGAGAUGCUAAUGAACGAAAUGAGCUUCUUCUUGAAUUUAAAACGGUCCAUUUCAUGUUUAUUUUGUGUGUGUUUACUGUAUGUCUUUGCCUUAUGCUGACAUAUAUCUUGUGUUUUAACAUGCUGCUUAUUGUUCACGCAUUGUGUGCUAAACUUUUAUUGUCAUACAGUAUCUUAAGGUGAGGAUGAAAGCUGUUUAACGAUCAUCUUUCUCCUCUGAAGCUUACCUACUUGAAUUGCACCACUUUGCAGUUUAAUCACUCUUGAUAUUUUACUGUUUAAGGCUACCGGCAAUGAGAGAUAAUGACAGAAAUCCCGAAAACAUUCAGCGCAAGUGGUUAAUUGCUCACUUACAAUCGUCCUCUCCCCUCACUUAGCUGAUCCCGCUCCAUUUAAAUUCCAUUAAAAAUCUCUGUUCCUGAAUCACACUGUACAGAACAUCCCAACUUAACCAAAUUAUGUUUUCCCCUCUGUCCUCUCCGGUACAAAUGCACAAGUCCUUGAUAUGGAUAUAUAUCUUUUCUUGAUUUGACAUAUAAUCAUGAUUGGUCCCACGUGGUGAUUGAAGAGCACAGCAAUGUUCCAGUGUAUCAGACAUUUCGGGCAAUUUCACAGAUUUUGUACAUACAGUCUAUCAUUGGAGUCCUAUACAGUACAGUAACAUAUGUCUGAGCACAAGAUAUAACGUGGGAUUGGAUGUGAUGUAGUUCUUAUUGUCGCAAAAAACGCCUUAUUGUUAUCGUUCACUUUGUCAUAUUUAUUUCAUAUGAUUUUUUUAAGAUAUUUAUUAUUCUAUUUUGUUACUUUUUACGUAUGUUUUUAAUUUAUUGAUUUGGGAUAUCUAGCAACUAUAACCAAUAAGAUGUUGUUUACUUGUUUCUUUGGCGAGCCAAUGUUAGAGUAUAAUAUUGUCACAGUUUUUAUUUUAUUUUUAAUGGUCAGUUUUGGUGCUUUUUUAUUUGCUUUGUUAUUCUAAAGUAUACCCUCUGUGUAGGGUGCUAUUUGAUACUGAUAACUGAUGUCCGACUAGUUAGCUAGAGAUGAACAUUAGAGGCAGACCUAGUUUAAGUUUACAGUGAUGCCCUUUUAUACCCUCCCUCCCUCGUUGACCUCCCUCGUGACAGCAGCGGUGUGAUCAUAGCAGCACAGGUAUGAUCCGCUCAUCUUGAUAGGUUAAAGGGCAUCAGAGAAGUUAGAGAUAUAGAGCAGACUUGUUGGUGAAAACUGCAGACAAGCUGUUGGUAUUUAGUUUGCUGGGAAGCAAAUGGUAGCAAGUGUAUUUUUUGACAGAGAAUGGGUGACAAUUCACCCAACCGCACACACGCACUCACACACUCAUACACACACUCUAAAGUUAUUGUUAAAAUCUCAAAUUAUUCUGAUAUGAAAUUUAUGUGUGGUCCAGAAGUCUUGACAGUGUGUGACAUAUAUAAGAAUAUGUUAUUCCUUCAAUUUCUAAUGAUUAUUGUGUCAAGAGAAAUAUAAAAAGACACACACAUGAAACAUAAUAUGAAAUGUGUUGAGGGCCAGCUCUGAUGACGCCAUCCCCCUCACUUAUGUACCUGUUCUUUCCUUUCAAACCAUGGAUGUAGAUAUUGUAUCUUGACUUUGUAUUAAAAGCAGGAUGAUUGGAUAUACAGCACAAUGA
Molecule: messenger RNA, 8925 nt
Organism: Notolabrus celidotus (New Zealand spotty)
Lineage: Eukaryota; Metazoa; Chordata; Actinopteri; Labriformes; Labridae
Product: receptor-type tyrosine-protein phosphatase S-like
Exons: 36
Coding region: 357-6254 (1965 amino acids)
Biological process (GO): protein dephosphorylation
Molecular function (GO): protein binding; protein tyrosine phosphatase activity
Source: RefSeq, a predicted model, not a curated record